Gigantopelta aegis is the source of this 768-nucleotide messenger RNA. RefSeq names its product retinol-binding protein 4-like. The record is from RefSeq and is a predicted model, not a curated record. Lineage: Eukaryota; Metazoa; Mollusca; Gastropoda; Neomphalida; Peltospiridae. The annotation marks the transcript as partial. The transcript has 4 exons. Gene Ontology annotation, molecular function: pigment binding.
UGUAUUUCCAUUACAUCAUUCUACCCCCACAAUUAGUUGUAAUCCAUGUAGAAAUGCGUAGUGAUUCGUUUGAACCUUAUGUGGCUGUUUCAACCUAGUCUGUUUGGUAGUAAUGUUAAUAUGAAUAACUAUUGUUAUGCUGAUUUGGGCAAAAGCCAGCGUGCACCCAUACUGAAAUGGGAGCCCGUACGCCAAUGAGCUUUAGCCCUUACCCGACAUAUAUUAAAGAAGAUACCUAGGUGUUUCUUCCCUAGCUAUUGGUCAGUGAUGUGAGUCAUCGUUCACAGCGGUAUGGCGGGCGAAAAUAUGUCCAGGUCGAAGUUUGUGUUUUUUUUCUUUAUCUGUCUUACUUCAAUGAUUCAAAAUAUCAAUAGCAAGGAUUGUAACGUGCACAACAUCACCGUACAACCUGAUUUCGAUCUCCAGAAAUAUGCCGGAACAUGGUAUGAGAUGAAGUGGUUGGCAACUGUUUACAUUGGACCAAGUCAGCUUUACCAAGACUACCGACACAUCUACAUGUAUGCUGGUCGUGGCGAGAACGUUACCGUUGUCACUUCGGGGCGAGAUCCAGCUAAUAUUAACAAGUGUUUUUAUAACACGGCACGUUUGAUGGAGACAGACGAUGAUGCAAAAUUGGUGUUUGUUACGGUCAAAGAACGCUAUUCCUACUGGGUGGUGAAGACGGACUACACGAGUUACGCAGUGGUUUACGGAUGUAACAGCGUAACCAGUGACGGGGCAUGCAAUGGAACCAGAUCGUGGAUUUGG